UUUUAAUUGGGGCAAAAACAACCAAAAAUUAAUCUUUUUAAAAGGUCAUCGCUUAAAAACUUAUUAAUUAAUUUAAAAUUAAUCUAAUCGUUUACAACUCUACUUAUAUUAUUCGACUAACCGCGGUUUAGUUCCCCACCGAACUGAUAUAUUAUUACAAAAGUUUUUUUGAUUACGUGAAAUUCACGCGCCUUUUUAGCGCCAUCUAUUACCGAAAACCUAAAACUGUCUCUUGACAUAAUCAUUUUAAUUAGUGAGGUUAUGUUAUAUUAACACCCGAGUUUAAAGUUUCGUUUUGUUGUGUUUUAAUUUAAUUAACUCAUUUUAAUCGACUCACCCAAUUUCGAAGCUAAAUCCUACACAUAAAGAUAAAAUCAAUUCCAAAAGUGGACAACUUCAUGUGAAUCAACAAAGAUGGAAAGGGGUGAAGUUUGUAAUAAUAAAUUGAUACAAAUCUUGAAUAUUAAAGAUCAAAAAGUGAUUAUAAUCAAGGAAAAUCAUCUGGCUGAAGCUCAAUUUAUAAUUCCCCAUUUACUAGUAAAAAUUUUGAAUCAAAGUUACUCCGAAAUUUGUUUUGUAACCUUACAUAAACCUUUACAACAUUAUAAAACGUGUUGUAAAAAGCUUGGGUAUAAAUUAGUCGAAAAUAAUCGUAUAUUUUGCAUUGAAAAUUUCCACGAAAUCAUUUUUGAAUUGGACGAAACACCGAAAGAAGAAUUAUCAGAACACAUCGUUAAAGAAUUUUUAAAACAAGUCAUGUCAAUUCUGAAUCAAUUAAACAGAGAACGAUAUUUAGUAAUCGACGAUAUUACGCAUUUAUUGGAUUUAGGAAUUGAAAUCAAACACAUAAUGAAUUUAGUGAACAUGCUGAUUAAUAUGAACAUUACUUGCAUUUUUGGGACACAUAAAUCUGAGGAGAAAAAGGAUGAAAUUGUUAGUAAUUAUUUGGAGAGGAUUUCAGACAUUGUUUUUCAAGUUUCUCCUUUAAAAACUGGUCGAAGUGAAGCUGUUAGUGGAUUUUUACAUGUUUUGAGACAGGACAAUCUGAAAAACGAAAUGUAUCAUUACAAAACGAACGAGAAUAAUGUUGAAGUUUUUGAACCUGGUGAAACUUAUAAAUAUCUAAAAUAAAUUUAAGAUGAAAUUUUGUAAUGCUUUUAUUUAAAUUAUAAAUCAAAUCUAAUAAGUCUAA
Molecule: messenger RNA, 1192 nt
Organism: Onthophagus taurus
Lineage: Eukaryota; Metazoa; Arthropoda; Insecta; Coleoptera; Scarabaeidae
Biological process (GO): tRNA wobble uridine modification
Cellular component (GO): elongator holoenzyme complex
Source: RefSeq, a predicted model, not a curated record